GAGAGUGAGAGAGAGAGAGAGAGAGAGUGGCGGAGCGCGGCGGAGAUCUGCAGCAGCAUGCUCCGACAGAGCGAACAGGUCCUGCGACAGGAGUAGACCGAGUCCCGAUCCCUGCCCAAGUUCAAGUCCGAUCUCCGAGCUGUUCCAAACUCACCUUCCACACACUCGACUCUUCAUCGAACCGCGGCUCUUCCUUCACUCUUCUCCCGCGGUGGAUGAGCGCAGGACGCCUGGAUUGUUAUGUUUGAAAAGGAGUCAGGACAAACCCUGGACCAGUCCACCGCCACGGCGAUGCCUUCCAACAAGUACUCUGCUGCUAUCAUGGAGGAAAGCAACAACAUGACUGCUACUGCGGCGGUGAACGGAGACACACCUCCAGCCGAAGCCUUGUCAGAGAACGACAGUGGCGUGGAACUGACCAAUGAGAACAGCCCGCUGACUGCGGCCGAACCGCCCUCCCCCUUUAGUCCCAAACAGAACGGAGAUGCUGCCUCACCUCAGGAUGAUAACCAGUGUUCGAGGGGAAGUAGGAAAAGGAGCAGGAAGAAGUCAGAGGAGGAGGAAAGUACCUGGGACUCCUACAGCCAGGAAAAGGCUUCAGGAGCGUCUCAGCUGGGUUUGAGACAGAGACCUCGACCCAGAACCAUCUUCCAGGCCGGUCUGACGCCGCACACACACAACAAGCCUCGCAGACAGAACCGCAAACAGGAGCUCAGCAUGUUGCUGUGCUCUGCUGGUCCUCGGGCGGUCGCGGUCGUGUCCGGCAGGGUCCCCGAGGCCCCCCGUCUGGAGCUGAUGGAACAAGACUCCAAAGACUCGGCCCAGAGCAGCAGCACCUCGUCCAGCUCCGAAACCCAGCCAGAGUACAAUGACAACAAGGGUUUUGGCAUCGGUGAGCUGGUGUGGGGGAAGAUCAAGGGAUUUUCCUGGUGGCCUGGCAUCGUGGUGACGUGGCGUGCCACCGGCAAACGGCAGGCCAGCCACGGCAUGAGGUGGCUGCAGUGGUUUGGAGACGGCAAAUUCUCUGAGGUGUCAGCAGACAAACUGGACUCCAUCACCGCCUUCCCCAAGUUCUUCAGCCAGGCUUCUUACACCAAGCUGGCCUCCUACCGCAGGGCUGUCUUCCAGGCACUGGAGAUGGCCAGUAUCCGGGCGGAGAAGACCUUUCCUCCCUGCGAGUCGGACAAUCCGGAGGACCAGGUCAAACCCAUGCUGGACUGGGCCAACGGCGGCUUCCUGCCCAAAGGAGAGGAGGGACUCAAACCCACGCACAGUGCCAACAGUAACCCUCUGGACCACCAGGUCCUGGAUGUUUCACUGCCAGAGUAUUUCCCCAGUGCAAAGCGGCCCAGAGUCAGUCUCUGUAAGAACAAGGCCGCCCCCGAGGAGUCCUACAGCAGAGAACAAAUGGUGAAUGAAGUUCUGAAGAAUGGAAGUAGCAUAGAAGAGUUCUGUCUCUCUUGUGGAAAGAUGAGAGCAGCAACUUUCCACCCGCUGUUUGAAGGAGGCCUGUGCCAAACUUGCAAGGAUGUGUACCUGGAGAUGUCCUACAUGUAUGAUGAUGACGGUUACCAGUCUUACUGCACCGUUUGCUGUGGGGGUCGAGAGGUUCUGCUGUGCGGCAACGCCAACUGCUGCAGGUGUUUCUGUGUGGACUGUCUGGACAUCCUGGUCGAUCCCGGAGCAUCUAACAAUGCUCGGUAUCUGGACCCUUGGCGAUGCUACAUGUGCCAGCCGUUGCUGCAGUACGGCGUCCUCAAACGGCGGCACGACUGGAGCCUCAAGCUGCAGGAGUUCUUUGCAAACGACAACGGACAAGAGUUUGAGAAGCCAAAGAUUUACCCAGCAGUCCCUGCAGAGCAGAGGCGACCAAUCAGAGUUCUCUCCCUGUUUGACGGCAUUGCCACUGGCUACCUGGUCCUGAGGGAUCUGGGUUUUAAGGUGGACCAGUACGUGGCAUCAGAGGUGUGCGAGGACUCCAUCUCAGUGGGCGUUGUCAGACAUGAAGGAAAGAUCCAGUACGUCCACGAUGUCAGGAACAUCUCCAAGAAAAAUAUUCAGGAGUGGGGUCCAUUUGAUCUGGUGAUAGGAGGAAGUCCCUGCAAUGACCUCUCAAUCGUCAAUCCUGCAAGGAAAGGCCUGUAUGAAGGCACAGGGAGGCUGUUCUUUGAGUUCUACCGUCUGCUGAGCGAGGCCAAGCCCAAAGAAGGAGAGGACCGGCCGUUCUUCUGGAUGUUUGAGAAUGUAGUGGCCAUGGGCGUCAACGACAAGAGGGACAUCUCCCGAUUCCUGGAGUGUAACCCCGUCAUGAUUGAUGCCAUUGAGGUUUCUGCUGCUCAUCGUGCCCGAUACUUCUGGGGAAACUUGCCGGGCAUGAACAGGCCUCUGUGUGCUUCUGGGAUGGACAAGCUGGAGCUGCAGGACUGUCUGGAGCACGGCAGAGUUGCAAAGUUUGGAAAGGUGCGUACCAUCACUACUCGCUCCAACUCCAUUAAACAGGGGAAAGACCAGCACUUCCCUGUCUUGAUGAACGGGAAGGAGGACAUACUGUGGUGCACUGAGCUGGAGAGGAUCUUCGGCUUCCCCGUUCACUACACAGACGUGUCCAACAUGGGUCGCGGUGCCCGGCAGAAACUCCUGGGCCGGUCCUGGAGCGUCCCUGUCAUCAGGCAUCUGUUCGCACCGCUCAAAGACUACUUCGCUUGUGAAUAGAAACCACCCGCCGCCGGCAAACAAAUGCCACUUGUGAAUAUUCACCAGCUCUUCUUUUGUGAUACUGGCUUCCAGAAACAUUAGCCGCCAGUCAAAUUCUGUGAAGAGCUGGAUGUUAUGUCCACUCCGUCAGCCACUUUGGCCGGCAAACAGCCAGUCUCACUAAAAAUCAGUGUAGCUGGGAAAAUAGUGAAAGUAGCCGUUAGUUUGUGUCCAGCCAUUUCUGGAUUCUGGAGAUAAUGCACUGCAAACCUGAAACACACAUAACACACACUAACACAGAGAUACACAGAUACAACGUGGGUGAGCAGCUUGGCUGUGGUUUAUCACUAUCUCCAAUAGUGUCUGAGAGAGAGGGAGGGUCAAAGGUCAAGUGAAAGUGCAGACAGUCAGUCAGUAUCACUGAUCAUCUCUAAUGGAGACCAUUAGGGUUCUCAGCCUGAGGAGCUGAAAGGGAAAGAAGAUGACACCCACUCAUUAACAUUAGGACUGAACAAUGAUUUACUAUGAUUUUUACUUUUAAAAAGCCCUUAAAAUGCAUUUUUUAAUUUUUUUUAAGUUGACAAACUUGUAGAAAAUAUCAAAGCUUCAUAUCAAACUGUUUUACCAAGUGUAGAACAUCUAAAGGUCGCUUAUCCCUCAAUUUAGCUGGUGAUUAAAAUGUUUGAGAGGCAUGGUGCUGAUACUGGCUGCUCAUCUCAACAAAAACACUUUUAAGCUCACUUGAACCAAAGUCAUACAAUGGACAGCUGAAGUCCUGCAGUCCCGUUUUGGGGAACCUGCUGUUCCACGAGUGUUUUGGCAUAACAUUUUAUUUUUUUUAAAAUAGAGUUUUUUAGCAUGGUCUUUGUAACGCCAAGAUAUCAUACUGCUGUUUUCUGUCCAAAUUAAAAAAGGUAAUAUCUACAACUGUACUGGACGGUAAAAGUCCAGCAUCUCUUUUUAACUAAGAUAAAAUGGUGAUUUUGUUUGCGAGUCAUUGCCACAGAAGUCCUGCAAAAGCCUCUUUAGAGCCGUAGGUGUGAGAUGCUAACAAAAUCGUAUUUUAUCUUUGUUAAAUACGCUUAAAUUUUACUAGACAGUGCUGUAGUACUGUAGUACAAUUUAAAUAUGGAAAGAAAAGUUAGUCUCAUGCUCGAGUUUUUAAAAGACCAAUGGAAGAAGCAUUGGGAGCUAGUGGACCUGAGACUAACUUAGGAAUGAGGCAGGAUUUUAUACUUAGAUUAGUUUUUUAACUGUUUGUUGUAAAAACAAUAAUUUCACUUUUUGUCUUUUGCUUUGAGAUGAGUCCAUAUGAGCAAAAUAGCUUAGUUAAAAAAGAAGAAAAAAAACUUUUUGAUGAAAGAUUAUAUAAACGUUUUUGUAUAGAUAGUGUGAAACUUAGAGUUAUACUGUUAUAAAGUCACAGAGACAUCUCCCAGAGAGCUACACACAAAUACUUGAAACAAGCCAAUGCAAAAGCAGAGAUAUAGAGAAUGGGUUUUUGUCCACACAGCUGAGUGAUAACAUUUAUCCUACUGUAGAUGUUUAGACAUUAUUUUAAAAUUAAAAUUGUUUCAGUUUACUGUAAUAGCUGGAUGCCAGUGUCUCACACACAUGUGGGCGAUCGUGGUUGAAAAAAAAAAGUUCAUUUGAAUCCAGGAAAGUGUGAGUGUCACUGUGUGUAAAUGUGCUUUUACAGCUGUUUCUGCUCCCGAAAAAGAAGAAAAAAAAACAUGGGAAACCCUGCUGAACACGCAAUAUUUUUGUAAGCUAGCACUGACUACUUUUCAUUUAAAGGAGUUUUUCAGUUUCCAGAAAAACUGACAAGAUGGCUGCCAUGAAAACCAUCUUAAUGAUGCUGUCUGAUACUUUACUUAGGUCUGUGCGAUGCACGUGCUUCAGAAUGCAGUAUAUAGAAGUCAUUCUAAGUAAUUGUGAUUAGUGAGAAAACAAGUCUGAAUGCAGAGUACAUGGCAUAGUCAUUACCAGAGGAACUGUUGUCCUGUGAGACUUCAAACACCAAGUUAUUGCAGUAAUUUAGAUUUUUAAUGAAUCUUUGAUAAUGAUAAAGAUUUCUUCUACAGGCCAGUAUCAUUACACAGUCAUCACUGAAUUGUCUAGUUUAAGUUUUUUUACCUGCAGUUUCAUGUCAUGCUGUAUGUUAAAGCAUUAGCAUGUUCACCAGACAGAGCGUGACCAGUGGAACAAACUCACAAAAACUUGGUGUCGUCCUUUGAAAUAUCUUUUUUUCUGUUGUUGUUCUGAUAACUGGAAGAUUUUAAUGAUGUUGGCUGUCACCAAAUCAGACUAAAUGGGCAUUACCUCAGACAAAGGGGCAACUGCAUCACUCCUCCUACAGGAUCUCUGUUCCGUGAAUAUAUACUGUAGCUUUCUGCUCCCAUAUGCCCUGUAUAUAUAGCUUAUAUUUUAUCACUGGAACUGUUUUUACACAGUGUUUUGUGUACUGUAUCAAUAGAAAAGUUUACAAGUGUUUUAAUUCUCUUGUUUGACCAAGAACUACAUUGUUUUUUGUUUUUACACAAAAUGCACAAGCCUUCGUAAAGAACUUGUUUCUUUCAUGUUUAAAUGACCAGUUCAUUUAGAAAUGCAAGACUCUUCUUUGGUGCUCAAAAGGCCCCUUUAAAGUGCCACCAGGAAUCUUUUUCACUUUUCAAGUCAGAUUUAAAGUCAUUUAAAAUACCAAAAAGUAAUUGUUUACAUGUUUCCUUAAAACUGCUGAAUCUGUUGAAUGUUUUGAAAACAGUACGCAGAGAAUAGUUUUCUUUUUUAUAACUGCUCUUUUAAGACUUUUUAUAUUGAGAACACAUACAGUAUAUAUUAACACAGUAUAAAGCUUGCUUGAAAUUUGUAAUAUUAUAGCACAAUAUAGAGCAUAUUAAUCAAUAGCUUUUUGAUAUCUCGUUAUUUAGAUUAAACCAUUUGAGUGUGUAUUUGUAGGCUUGAGUGUGAAUGAGCUGAGAACAGUUUCUCCUUUUUUACUAUAACCUUUUUGUGCUUUAUCUUUUAUCAGAAUCACACUUGAGGAUAUUUUUUUUUUUGCCUUUUUAUGAAUCUAAAGUGCAAAAACAUUUCAUAAGAACAGAUUCUGUGCUAUUUUUAUACUUCAUUUGAACUGUUAGUGGAAAAGCCUUGAUUUAUUUUUUAUGUUUGUGUACUUCCUAUAGCAACCUAUAUAUAAUUUUUACUCAAUAAAACACAGCUUUGCUGCUAAAAUCAA
Molecule: messenger RNA, 5932 nt
Organism: Toxotes jaculatrix (banded archerfish)
Lineage: Eukaryota; Metazoa; Chordata; Actinopteri; Toxotidae
Gene: dnmt3bb.1
Product: DNA (cytosine-5-)-methyltransferase 3 beta, duplicate b.1
Exons: 22
Coding region: 241-2712 (823 amino acids)
Biological process (GO): negative regulation of transcription by RNA polymerase II
Cellular component (GO): nucleus
Molecular function (GO): DNA binding; DNA (cytosine-5-)-methyltransferase activity, acting on CpG substrates
Source: RefSeq, a predicted model, not a curated record